UGGAAAUACACUGUACACCUGUCCUGUUUCUUGUGAGGAUGGAGAUGAUGUGAGUGCGUAUGGCAUGGAGAGUUGCUCCAUAAAUGUGCAUUGCCUUCUGCUGUUAAGAGGGCGACACCGUGGCCAAGAGUACUUAAUUCUUCAUAUUCGGUGAUAGAUUUUGAAGGGAGAGUCAUCUAUUUGAGAUUCAGCAAUAGACUUCUGAGGAAAUCGCACAUGCUGACCUGAAGGCAAAACCUCAGAAAACACCACCUAGGUAACUGCAGGAAGUGCUGUGCUGCUGUCAGGAAGCCGUGACUGGCAAAAGCAAGCGUAAGAAAAUGGACACCUCUGUUUUCUUUUCCUUGCAGCUGUAAAAAUGUCUGACAAGCCCCAGAUAGCUGCCAGAGCUUCCCUUAUUGAGCAACUGAUGUCUGAAAGGAACUUUGAGGAUCUUGGCAACCAUCUAACUGAGCUAGAAACUCUUCAUGUGACGAAGGAGCAUCUCCAGCAGACAGACGUCAUCAGGGCUGUGUACAGAGUCCUCAAAAGCUGUCCCACAGUGGCUUUGAAAAAGAAAGCCAAGUGUUUGCUGUUGGAAUGGAAAGCUCUUUAUAAGGAUCCUCACUUCAAACCAAGGGACAGCCCUGAAUUAUCCCCUACAGGUGGAAAUGAAGAAAAUUCGGGAUUUUCUCCUGACGCAGGUCAGGAGAAGAUAUCGGACAGUUCCAGCCCUAAUUCUCGGCUAUUGUCCCAAGAUGUUACAGCAAAAGCCACAGAAAUGAUUGCGCCUGAAAGUGGCCCUAGUCAAGUGGAACCUAAGGAAGAGCAUGUCAGCGGUGGUGACCCCAAAUCCACUGACAAGAGGUCAAGUGAGUUGCUGGAUCCUGCAGUGCCCGUGAGAACUAAAUGCACAGAGAUUCUUCGUGAAGCUUUAACUAGUUCUUCCACAGAUCAGCCCCAGGCCGAUUUGUGGCACAGCCUUGCAAGAGAAAUCGAAGGGCACAUUUUUACCCUUUAUUCAAAGAACCUGAAAAAAUACAAAGCUUGUAUCAGAAGCAAAGUUGCCAAUCUGAAGAACCCCAAAAAUUCUCACUUACAGCAAAACUUGCUCUCUGGGACCAUGUCUCCAAGAGAAUUUGCUGAAAUGACUGUCAUGGAAAUGGCAAGCAACGAGCUGAAGCAGCUGAGAGCCUCCUACGCAGAGUCUAGCAUACGGGAACAUUACCUUCCCCAAGCGAUCGAGGGGACGCAGACAAAGAAAAUAAAAUGCAGACGCUGUGAGAAGUUCAAUUGCAAGGUCACUGUCAUUGCCAGAGGAACGCUUUUCCUUCCAAGCUGGGUACGGAAUUCAAACCCGGAUGAAGAAAUGAUGACAUAUGUCAUCUGUAACGAAUGCGGGGAGCAGUGGUAUCAUAGCAAGUGGGUGUGCCUGUGAUUAUAAAUAAAUAUUCUCUUAACAGCUGAUAA
Messenger RNA from Pteropus alecto (black flying fox), 1449 nucleotides. RefSeq names its product transcription elongation factor A N-terminal and central domain containing (gene TCEANC). The transcript is spliced from 3 exons. Gene Ontology annotation, biological process: DNA-templated transcription. NCBI's taxonomy places the organism in Eukaryota, Metazoa, Chordata, Mammalia, Chiroptera, Pteropodidae. Bases 359 to 1417 code for a protein of 352 amino acids. The record is from RefSeq and is a predicted model, not a curated record. Gene Ontology annotation, cellular component: nucleus.